Molecule: messenger RNA, 6158 nt
Organism: Callorhinchus milii (elephant shark)
Lineage: Eukaryota; Metazoa; Chordata; Chondrichthyes; Chimaeriformes; Callorhinchidae
Product: myoferlin-like
Biological process (GO): plasma membrane organization; membrane fusion
Cellular component (GO): membrane
Source: RefSeq, a predicted model, not a curated record
GGGGUGAGGAUGCUGAGCGUGUCAAACCUGUCGGCCUCCCAGCUCGACAAACCCAACUCCUACAUCACCGUGCUCUUCAGAGGGAAAAAGAAGAGGACAGCCUUAACUGAGGACGAGAGGCACGCUCGAUGGAAUGAGACCCUGGAGUUUAAGUUGAAGGGAACUCCGUUGGAUGAGAAAUCGUCAUUCCAGAUCCAUCUGAAGAUAAACGACAAGAUUGGGAAGGGCAGAGUCAUUGGCUCCACCACCGUCCGUCUCCUCAACUUGAUCGGAAAUCAGAUAAAGACAGUGAACUUCGACAGCGUGGCUCUGACCGACAAGAAGAAACGGUUCUUUCUCGAUACCUACUUGUCGCUCCAGACGACGCUGAGCUUCCAGGUAGUCUACGACCCUCCGGCAAAGGCGAAUCAGGAAAACCGUGGCACCGGGAAACAAGACAGCCAGGCCGGCCGGGAGAGGGAGAAGGAGCUGGCGGCGGGAGAUGAGAGCUCAUUGCCGCUCAGACAGGACCUGGCCCUCUCACCGGAUCGGGAGACGGGCAGGAAAGUCUCCAAACUGUCCCGCAUCCUCUCCGACAAGCCCCAGGACUUCCAGGUUCGGGUCAGGAUUGUGGAAGGCCGACAGCUACAAGGAGCUGACAUCCGGCCUGUGGUGAAGGUGUACGUGGGAGAGACCGUCUUCAGAACCCGGGUCAAGCGAGGAAACAACCCUUACUUCGAAGAGAUUUUCUUCCAGAAUUUCCACGGACUGCCCUCCGAAAUCUUCAAUGAAAUUAUCCACAUUCAGGUUUUAAACUCCCACUCGCUCCGGGCUGACUCCAUCCUGGGAAUAUUCAAGCUGGACAUUGGUACGGUGUACGAUCAGCCAGGUCACGCAGUGCUCAGGAAGUGGUUGUUGCUGUAUGAGCCAAACGAGGUCAAUACGUUGGCCAAAGGCUACCUCAAGGUCAGCAUCAUUGUGCACGGAGCAGGAGACGAGGUGCCGAUUGACAAGAAAGGAACUGAGGAAGAGGAUGAUGUGGAAAGUAACCUGCUCCAGCCGGCUGGCAUCCACUCUCGUUGGGUAACCUUCAUCAUCAAGAUCUACAGAGCAGAGGACAUCUUACACAUGGAGAAGAAAAUUAUGACAAAUCUGAAGCAGUUUUUGGGGUCAGAGGCUGAGAGAAAGGAGACUGUGGAUUCCUUCGUGGAAGUCAGUUUUGCUGGUAAUAAGAUCGCCACAAAAGUCAUCGAGAAUCAAAUCAACCCGGAGUGGAACCAAGUCAUUAACCUCAAGAGCCGGUUCCCGUCCUUGUGUGAAAAUAUUCGGCUCACGGUGCGAGACCGGAGUAAAGGCAACAAGCACAACGCGCUGGGAACUGCGCAACUGAGCAUCUCGAAGAUCUCGUCAACUGGAACAGGAGUGGAAGGGGAGGAGUCAACGGGAUUUCUUCCUGCUUUUGGACCCUGUUUCCUGAACCUUUAUGGCAGCCCCCGGGACAGCAGUGACCGGGGCGAGAAAUACGACGAGCUCAACACAGGCAAAGGCGAGGGUGUGUCCUACUGUGGGCGGAUCCUGGUGGAGUUGAUCACGGAGACGGAUGAGCUGCCGGAGAAGAAACUGGAUGACCUCCCGCCCGGGGACUGCAUCGCCGUCCAGCGGUUCCUGCAGUGCCGGAAGUUCAGUGUGUGUGCCACGUUUUACUCGGCGACGCGGAUGCAGGAGGUACGGGAACCGGUGCAGUUCGAGGUCAGCGUCGGCAACUACGGUAACAAGUACGACACGUCCUGCAAACUACACGCCUCCACCACGCAGUACAGCCGCGCCAUGUACGAUGGGAAUUACUACCAUUAUCUGCCGUGGAACGGUAUCAAACCCGUCACCGCUGUGACCUCCUGUUGGGAGAACGUCACAAACCGACUCGAGACCCUCAACAUCCUCCUCAAAGUCACCGAUCGACUGAAAAGGAACUUUGAGGGGGUCAAAGUGGCCUCGACUUCCGACGAGAACGUCGCUGGACUGUGGGGGAAGAUGAUCGACGGCGUCAUCAAAGACUGUAGCCGCCCUUUGCCGGAGCCCGAGACCCUGCCCCACGUCACUGUCCUCGACCACCACCUGCACCAGCUCCGCUCGGCUGUGCUCCGUAGACUCCGUCGGGCGGCCAAGAAACUGAAGGAGGAGGGUGACAGUGUCCAGGGCUCUCUGCCUCAGGUGGAGGAGUGGAUCGAGGCACUAACCACCAUUGCCGAGGAGCCGCAGAACGGUUUGCCCGACGUGAUCGUUUGGAUGCUGGUGGGCGAGAAGCGAGUGGCGAGCGUCCGGAUCAAAGCUCACACCGUGCUGUACACCAGAACCAGCUCCUUCUCUUCGGGGCAGUUCUGCGGAAGGCUCCAAACCGUCUUCCUCAAGUACCCGAUGGACAAGAGCUCUGAGAAGCGCAGUGCAGCCCAGCUCAGGCUCAGGGUGUGGAUGGGUUUGGCCACCGACGAGACGGAGUUUGAGAAGUUCACAGAAGGGAAGUUUUUCGUUGCGGCCGAGAGGUAUGAAAACCAGGCGAAGGUGAUGGGUCACUGGGGUACCAGUGGACUGUUCCAGCACCCGCCUUUCUCCGAUGCGAUGGGCAAGAUCCGAUUGUCCAAGAAGGACUUCCACCCCCUGAAAGGCUGGCAGUGGGACGGCAAGUGGACCAUCGAUCCCGAGAGGUGUUUGCUGUUUGACCCCGACGCGGGACACAACGAGUUUAUGGACGAGGUGUUCGAGAACGAAGCGCGCUCGGUGGAGGAGGAGUGGGGUCCAGCUGCCGAGCAAUACACAGACAUUAAAGGCCGGAAACACCUGUCAAAGGAGGAGAUGGAAAUGCCGGCCGGGUGGAGAUACCAGGAGCCAUGGACAACCGAUAUUAACCGGGCAGUGGAUGAGAACGGCUGGGAGUACGGGAUCAUUGUGCCCCCAGACAAGCAGCCCAAGUCCUGGAAUCCCAGCGAGAAAAUGUACCACAACCACAGGCGGCGGCGCUGGGUACGAAGUCGAGUCCGGACGGCAGAGAAAUCUCCAGCAAAGAAAGCCCUGGAUGAGAUUAACGCGGAGGGCUGGGAAUACGCUCCUCUGUUUGGUUGGAAGUUCCACGUGAAGCAGCAGAAGACGGACGCCUACAGGCGCAGACGCUGGCGGAGGAUCAUGAUCCCAGAGCAGCCGAUUGGCGUGGAAUCCAUCUUCAAGCUGGAGGGUUCCGUGUGUAAGAAACGGAAUGCCGAGGACUCGGAGGAGGAGGACGGUGAGAAAAAGAGCACGGACGUCCAGGAAUUCUACGGGAUGACGGCUCCCUUCAUAUCCUGUAUCCUGGAGAUGUCCGUCCUGUUCCAGUUGCGAGCCUACAUUUACCAGGCUCGAGGGCUCCUGCCACAGGACAGGAGCUGCUCUUCAGACCCCUACGUGCAGGUGUCGUUCCUUCAUCGCAGCAAACGGACGGAGGCAAUACGGGGUUCAGUGAACCCCACGUGGGACCAGACCCUGGUGCUGGAGGAGAUAGAGGUCUACGGCAAACUCCGUGAGGUGUCGACCCACCCCCCCUUCGUCAUGUUGGAGGUGUUCAACGGCAAUUAUGUCUGUAAGAACGAAUUCCUCGGGAGCAGCCUGUGUGUGCCGAGCAUCAGGCCGGACCCCGGCAGCACCGACACCCCCAUCCUGCACUGGCGUCCGCUACAACGGGCAGACAAACCCUGCGGAGAAAUCCUCGCCAGCUUCGAGCUGCUGCAGAAAGAUCCGAAUCACGAUAGGAACCUACCUCCGUUACCCCCCAUGAAGGACGCAGACACCUACAUGGUGCCAUUGGGGGUUCGGCCGAUGCUACAGCUCACAGCUAUUGAGAUCCUGGCCUGGGGAGUGAGGAACAUGAAGAACUACAGUCUGCUGAAGGUGAGCAGCCCCAGCUUGGUGGUGGAGUGCAGUGGGGAGGUCAUUCAGACACUUCCCAUCAAGAACAUCCGCAAGAACCCAAACUUCUCCAAACACGUCUACUUCAUCACAGUGUUCCUCCCCACAGACCCCGUGUACAGCCCCCCCAUCGUCAUCAAGGUUAUCGAUAACCGGGCGUUUGGGCUCAAACCUGUGGUGGGCCAGGCCACCAUCAAGUCUCUCAAUGAGUUCCUCUGCGACCCGUACAGUAAGGACCCCAGCGCCGGCUCGCCCCAAGACGCCGCACAGGAGACGACGGGGCACAGUCCCUGCUGUUCGAUCCUCAAACAAGCCAAGCAGAAAAACCAGAUCGGCAACGCGGAGCACAAUAACAGCAGUAGCUCGGAGGGAGCUCUGGACGACGACGAGAUCGACUGGUGGUGUAAAUUCUUCGCCUCCGCCGGCGAUCAGAGAGACUUCACCGAUUACGUGCAGCAGGGAUACGACACCAUCGAGGUAUACCCUUGUGCGCUGGAGGACUUACCCCAAUUUAAGGGGCUCGAGGAUUUCUGCCACACCUUCAAGCUGUCCAGGAGUCGAGCCCCCGAUGAUGAUGACCCCAUGGUGGUCGGAGAGUUCAAGGGCUCGUUUAAAAUCUACCCCCUCCCCGAAGACCCCACCAGCUCCCUGCCCCCCGCUCAGUUUCGCCAGUUGCCACCAAGCGAGCCCCAGGUGUGUACGGUCAGGCUUUAUGUUGUCCGAGCCCUCAACCUGCAGCCAAAAGACCGCAACGGACUGUGUGAUGCCUACAUUAAGCUGUCGCUGGGGAAGGUCACCGUGGAUGAUCGAGAGGGAUAUGUUCCCAAUACGUUAAACCCCGUGUUCGGCAGGAUGUACCAGCUCUCGGCCAUCAUCCCGUUGAACAAGGACCUGAAAGUCUCCGUCUAUGACUACGAUCUGGUCAGUCAGGACGAGAAGAUCGGAGAGACUGUCAUCGACUUGGAGAACCGCUUCCUGUCUCGUUUUGGGGCUCGCUGUGGCCUCCCCCAAACCUAUUGCAUGCAGGGUUCAAACCAAUGGCGCGAUCAGCUCACACCCCUACAACUCCUCGAUAACUUUGCCAGCGUAAAGAAUUACCCCUCUCCCAUGGUCCACGCCAGCGGCAAAAAGAUCAGCAUCGGAGACCAGAGUUACCUUCUGGAGGAUUACGAGAAGAGGAAGUCUCCCUACAUGAGUGUGGGGCUGCCAGAGGAGAGGCUCUCGCUGUAUCUGCUCCACAAACACAACAUGAUUCCUGAACACGUCGAGACGAGGACCCUGUUCAACAAAACCCAACCCGGGAUUGACCAGGGUAAGCUGCAACUCUGGGUUGACCUAUUUCCAAAGGCAUUUGGCCAGCCAGGCCCACCCUUUGACAUCACUCCCAGGAAACCUAAGAGGUAUGUUCUCCGCUGUAUAAUCUGGAACACGAGUGAAGUCAUUCUGGAGGAGAAGAGUAUAAUGGGAGAGAAAAUGAGUGACAUUUACAUCCAGGGGUGGAUGUCUGGGCUGACCACAGACAAGCAGAAGACCGAUGUGCAUUACAGAUCUCUGGACGGGGAGGGCAACUUUAACUGGCGGUUCAUCUUCCCCUUCGAUUAUUUGGCCGUGGAGAGAGUUCUCGUCAUCAGCAGCAAGGAGCGGGUUUGGAGCCUGGACGAGACGGAGAAGAAAAUCCCCCCCGUGCUAGUCAUCCAACUGUGGGACAAUGACAAAUUCUCUUUCGACGACUAUCUAGGAACGUUGGAGCUGAACCUGAACUCGUUCCGGAGUCCCACCAAGUGGCCGGAGAACUGCUCCCUGGACAGGUUCCACGGGGAGAGCGGGUCGGAGAAGCUGCAGAAGCUGGUGUCCAUCUUCAAACAGAAGCACGCGGGGUGGUGGCCGUGUGUCAAGCAGAAGGACAGCAAUCGGCAGCUCGCGGGUAAAGUGGAGAUGAGUCUGGAGGUGGUGACGGAGAGUGAGGCUGAGGAGAGACCGGCGGGGAAAGGGAGGGACGAGCCCAACAUGAACCCCAGACUGGAAGAGCCAAACCGUCCAGACACCUCCUUCCUGUGGUUCCAGUCUCCGCUGAAGGUCCUGAGACACAUAUUUUGGCGGAAAUACAAGUGGUGGGUGAUCGCUGGCUUUGUCAUCUUCCUUCCGCUCCUCUUCAUCAUGCUCUUCAUUUACGCCUUCCCUAAUGUUUUAGCAAACAUUUUCCUGCAGUCCACCAGAUCCCAGCGCUAGGGGAGCCCCCCGCCCGG